Molecule: messenger RNA, 1671 nt
Organism: Neoarthrinium moseri
Lineage: Eukaryota; Fungi; Ascomycota; Sordariomycetes; Amphisphaeriales; Apiosporaceae
Exons: 3
Coding region: 1-1671 (556 amino acids)
Biological process (GO): carbohydrate transport; transmembrane transport
Cellular component (GO): membrane
Molecular function (GO): carbohydrate:proton symporter activity
Source: RefSeq, a predicted model, not a curated record
AUGGCGGGAUCAGAAACCAACGAUGAAGCCCCAACGACAGCACAGGUCGAGAUGGGAGAGGCUGCAGCGUCAGCUGACGGCAAGGUGAUUCUCGCAAUCGAAGCCAAAAGCGCUGCCGACAAUGAACACCAGAUGACGUUGUGGACGGCACUGAAACUGUACCCCAAGGCAAUUGGUUGGUCGGUAUUGCUGUCAUCUACCCUCAUCAUGGAAGGAUACGACUUGGCCCUACUCAGUUCACUCUACAACUCGCCCGUAUUUAACCAAAAGUUUGGGACUCAGGAUCCCAAGACGGGCAAGUGGGCCGUGUCGGCAGCGUGGCAAUCAGGACUAUCAAAUGGUGCCCGGGCCGGAGAGAUCCUUGGUUUGAUACUUGCUGGGUGGACGGCAGAUCGGUUUGGGUAUAAGAAUACUAUCAUCGGCAGUUUGGUCCUGAUGAUUCUGUUCAUCUUCGUGCUCUUCUUUGCGCCAGAUGCGAAGACAUUGGUGAUUGGAGAGAUUCUGUGCGGAAUCCCCUGGGGCGCGUUCCAGUCUGUAACACCGGCGUAUGCCUCCGAGGUGGUACCGCUCGUGCUACGACCGUAUCUCACGACCUUUAUAAAUAUGUGCUGGGUCAUUGGGCAGUUCUUUGCCGCGGCUGUCAACAAGGGAUCCAUAGGCCGAACCGACGAAUGGGCCUACAGAAUUCCUUUCGGAGUGCAGUGGGUUUGGCCGCUGCCAAUCCUCGCCGGCGUCGUAUUCGCCCCCGAAAGCCCCUGGUGGCAUGUCCGACACAACAACCGCGAGGGAGCGAGGAACAGCCUCUUGAGGCUGACCAGUCCUCAAGAUCAAAGCUUCAAUGUCGACGAGACGAUCGCUAUGAUCGAGCAUACGAACAAUAUGGAAAAGCAAUUGAAAGCUGGGACAUCGUUUCGGGAUUGCUUCAAAGGUAUCGACCUAAGAAGAACCGAGAUUGUGGUAGGAAUCUGGCUUGUGCAGACACUUGGCGGACAGAAUAUCAUGGGGUACUUUUCCUAUUUCCUCACCCAGGCUGGUAUGGAAGCGAGCAAUUCGUUCUCGCUAUCCAUGGCGCAAUAUGCGCUCGGUAUUAUCGGCACCGCCGGGUCUUGGUUCCUGAUGGCACGAGCUGGGCGUCGAACGAUCCAUUUCUCCGGUCUUUGUGUGCAAUUCUUACUGCUCGUCAUCGUAGGAUCACUGGCCUUUGCGGGGACCAAAGCUUCCGUGUGGGCAAUAGGGGCCUUGCUAAUCAUAUUCACCUUUGUUUAUGACUUCACCGUCGGACCCGUCACCUAUUCCUUAAUAUCAGAAUUGUCAAGCACGCGACUCAAGGCUAAGACGAUCGUGCUAGCCAGGGCCGGCUACAACGCGAGCAAUAUCUUCGUCAAUGUCAUGACAAACUAUCAGCUAAGCUCCACGGCUUGGAACUGGGGAGCAAAGGCAGCGUACUUCUGGGCCGGUACCUGUCUCUUCAGUGCCGUUUGGGUGUUUUUUCGUCUGCCAGAACCAAAAGGCCGAACGUACGCGGAAUUAGACGCCCUCUUCGAACGUCGGAUUCCAGCUCGCCAGUUCGCUAGAACCAAGAUCGAUCCGUAUUCGACAUCAAUCGACGAGCCGGAGCGGUCAUCGACGGAUAAGAGACCCGAUGAACGAGUGCAGGAGUCGUCGGUGUGA